AUGAUCAAUUCAACAACUGUACCAAAUAACUCAACUUUAGAUGUAUGUCCAGUACCUACACCUACCAACAGCUCCAUACCAUCUAAACCAGGCGAUUUCAACUGGACACCGCAACAGCAAUCUAUAAUAUUGGGAUCAUUCUUCUAUGGAUAUGUAUUGACACAGGUUCCAGGUGGAAGGAUAGCAGAAAUAUUUGGUGGAAAACUUGUUUACGGUGUAGGAGUACUUUUGACAGCAAUAUUCACCAUUCUCAGUCCAAUUGCAGCAUUUGUAGAUUUCAAAUUUUUCAUUGUUGUAAGAGUUCUGGAAGGCUUAGGUGAGGGUGUCACAUACCCUGCUAUGCAUGCUAUGUUGGCCAGAUGGAUACCACCUUUGGAAAGAUCUAAGUUCGCUGCAUAUGUCUAUGCAGGUUCUAAUAUAGGCACAGUUAUAUCGUUGCCAAUAUCAGGGUGGCUCUGUACCCUAGAUUUUGGUGGUGGGUGGCCACUUUGCUUUUAUCUAUUUGGAGGGCUCGGUGUGCUAUGGUUCAUUGCCUGGAUGUUUCUUAUAUAUGACACACCACAAAAGCAUCCCAGAAUAUGCCCUAGGGAAGUUGAAUACAUAACAAAUUCUAUUGGGCCACAAGAAGAUAAACCAUCCAUGUCAAUACCUUGGUGCAAAUUUCUCACAUGUCUCCCGCUUUGGGCCAUUCUAAUAGCCCAAUGUGGACAUCAUGGCUUUUUUACACACAGU
Molecule: messenger RNA, 732 nt
Organism: Iphiclides podalirius (scarce swallowtail)
Lineage: Eukaryota; Metazoa; Arthropoda; Insecta; Lepidoptera; Papilionidae
Source: the annotation of a GenBank genome assembly